UUCGCUUCUCAAACCCUCGCGCCCUUUCCCCUUCGCCCUCUCUCUCUCUCUCUCUCUCUCUCUCUCUCUAAGGCCUCCUCAUCCAUUCCCAAACCCUAGGAAGAGUAGAGCUCAGCAAUGGCGUGGUGGUGCGAGGGAAUGGAGGAGCCCCGUCACCUAAUCGCCCCUCUGUCUUGCACUUUGAAUUCAGAAGGAUUGAUAUUAUCCUUGAAACAUCCAAAAUCAGGAGAACCAACUAACUAUGUGUUCAUGGAUGGAAAUCUUCGAGAAGUCAAUUGGUUCAAGCAGUCCUACGGCUCUUGGUUCCUCGGAGACUACGUUUGUGAAGAUGGCAGCUUGUAUAUUUGUACACCUGUUGAUCCCGUUUUCAUUCUCUUACCAAUUUUUGAGGCUGCCCGAAUGUCGAAGGCUAAUAAUGGUGUGUUUAGGCAAUUAGAUGAAAUUUUAUAUGUUGAUGGCUACCCAGGAUAUCAGCAUCUCAUGUCCAUUGCGGGAGAUCAUAUGCAAAUGGUUUGUGAAGUGAAAGAAAUUGGAUCUUCGAAGUUCUAUAGGCUGGAUGAUUCCAAAGUCAUAGCUUGGUUAUGCUGUAAGGUACAACAGUUGAAAGAAACAAUUCCAAAAUUAGGAAAGAAUUUUGCAGCUCGAGAAGAACGAGACACAUUGAAGGACAUUAUCUCAUUGUUGGGUGAGUACUUGAACGAUGAUCCUUGGUUGACGCCCCUUUGCCAGCACUUGCACUUGGAUAUGCAAGAAUCUAAGAACAAUGCAUUAAAAUUUGAUGCUUCUCCAGUUUUUCUAGAUAAUACUGCAUCUGCUCGGCCCGUAGAGGGCAAGUUGGGGAAGAGCAACAGCAUGUCAAGCAAAGGAAAACAACCCAAAAAGAUGAAGCUAGAAACCGACUCGAAGAACAUAAAAGACAUGUUCAGCAGGGCCACCAGAAGUCGAAACAAUCUCUGAUUCUGUUUGUAUUAUUAAUCAUUCCGAAAAAUAUGUGUCAUAAGAUUUUGCUACCAAUUGUGUGAUGUUAGAGUCUUGAAUCUAGCUCAGAAAGGGACACCACAUUUUUGUGAACAAAUUUUGCUGUAAUAUGCUGUUUCAUUAUUUUCCCAAACUUUAGCUUAUGAUUCCUAUGUUUCCCCAAACUUUAUAUCAAUGUCAAGGUCUCUGUCAUUGUUGCUCUUGUUUUCUAUGA
Messenger RNA from Ananas comosus (pineapple), 1192 nucleotides. RefSeq names its product ribonuclease H2 subunit B. The record is from RefSeq and is a predicted model, not a curated record. Gene Ontology annotation, cellular component: nucleoplasm; ribonuclease H2 complex. Gene Ontology annotation, biological process: ribonucleotide metabolic process; RNA catabolic process. NCBI's taxonomy places the organism in Eukaryota, Viridiplantae, Streptophyta, Magnoliopsida, Poales, Bromeliaceae. The transcript has 10 exons. The coding region runs from base 118 to 957 and encodes 279 amino acids.